This is a messenger RNA of Propithecus coquereli (Coquerel's sifaka), 4059 nucleotides long. It is a transcript of the gene SOCS4, whose product is annotated as suppressor of cytokine signaling 4. Bases 442 to 1764 code for a protein of 440 amino acids. The record is from RefSeq and is a predicted model, not a curated record. NCBI's taxonomy places the organism in Eukaryota, Metazoa, Chordata, Mammalia, Primates, Indriidae. Gene Ontology annotation, molecular function: 1-phosphatidylinositol-3-kinase regulator activity. Gene Ontology annotation, cellular component: phosphatidylinositol 3-kinase complex. The transcript is spliced from 3 exons. Gene Ontology annotation, biological process: phosphatidylinositol phosphate biosynthetic process; intracellular signal transduction; negative regulation of epidermal growth factor-activated receptor activity.
CGCCUGGGAAGCAGGCGGAGGCUGUGACCGCAACGUCUGGGAUGAGGACGGAGCGCCGAGGGGAGGGUGGGAGUUGCAGAAAAGCAUCCGCCUUGUAGCACCCACAGGAGGUACAGGAAUGGCUGGGCCUCCCUUCUCUACUUCAGCGAGCAUCCAGAGGGAUGGCGAUGGUGAUGGCGGCUGUUACUCGGCCAGCCCCAGUUAAGCUGCGCCCCGGGAGGAGUUCAUAUGUUGUCUGCUAUCCAACAAAUUCUAUUUGUGUAGUCUAAAUGUUUCUACACAAUCCAACUCAAAUAUGACAGACUAUGACCAAACUACUUUCAAGGAGUUUUUGGACACAUGAUGGCAGAUACAUCCAGAAAGUGCCCAGAAGAAACUUCCUGCUGGAAAAACUGAAAAAGACGUAUUUAUAACAUUGGAAUUUGUGGAUAAUUUGUUAAAAUGGCAGAAAAUAAUGAAAAUAAUAGUAAAAAUGUAGAUGUAAGGCCCAAAACUAGUCGGAGUAGAAGUGCUGACAGAAGGGAUGGUUAUGUAUGGAGUGGAAAGAAGUUAUCUUGGUCAAAAAAGAGCGAGAGUUGUUCAGAUGCUGAAACAGUAAAUACUGUAGAGAAAACUGAAGGUUCUUUAAGGAGCCAAGAAAGGAAGCACAGCUGUUCGUCUAUCGAGUUGGACUUAGAUCAUUCCUGUGGGCAUAGAUUUUUAGGUCGAUCUCUUAAACAGAAGCUGCAAGAUGCUGUGGGGCAGUGUUUUCCCAUAAAGAAUUGUAGUAGUCGGCACUCUUCAGGGCUUCCAUCUAAAAGAAAAAUUCAUAUCAGUGAACUCAUGUUAGAUAAGUGUCCUUUCCCACCUCGAUCAGAUUUAGCCUUUAGGUGGCAUUUUAUUAAACGACACACUGCUCCUAUAAAUCCCAAAUCAGAUGAAUGGGUAAGCACAGACUUGUCUCAGAGUGAAUUGAGAGAUGGUCAGCUAAAACAAAGAAGAAACAUGGAAGAAGAUGUAAACUGUUUCUCACAUACCAAUGUUCAGCCCUGUGUUAUAACCACCAACAGUGCUUCGUGUAGAGGUCCUAUGCCUGGCUCUGUGAUGAACCUAGUUUCAAGUAACAGUAUAGAAGAUAGUGAUAUGGAUUCAGAUGAUGAAAUUAUAACACUUUGCACAAGUUCCAGAAAAAGAAACAAGCCCAAAUGGGAAUUAGAUGAUGAAAUCCUGCAGUUGGAAACACCUCCUAAGUACCACACCCAGAUUGAUUAUGUCCACUGUCUUGUGCCAGACCUCCUUCAGAUCAAUAACAAUCCAUGUUACUGGGGAGUUAUGGAUAAAUAUGCAGCUGAAGCUCUACUAGAAGGAAAACCAGAGGGUACUUUUUUACUUCGAGACUCAGCACAGGAAGACUAUUUAUUCUCUGUUAGUUUUAGACGCUACAGUCGUUCUCUUCAUGCUAGAAUUGAACAAUGGAAUCACAACUUUAGCUUUGAUGCACAUGAUCCUUGUGUCUUCCAUUCUCCUGAUAUUACUGGGCUCCUAGAACAUUAUAAGGACCCGAGCGCCUGUAUGUUCUUCGAACCACUUCUGUCCACUCCUUUAAUUCGGACUUUCCCCUUUUCCCUGCAGCAUAUAUGCAGAACAGUUAUUUGUAACUGUACAACUUAUGAUGGCAUUGAUGCCCUUCCAAUUCCUUCUUCUAUGAAAUUAUAUCUAAAGGAAUAUCAUUAUAAAUCAAAAGUUAGAGUACUCAGGAUUGAUGCGCCAGAACAACAAUGCUAGGAUAAGGAUAGGAACAUGGAAAUGAUUGUAUGCAUAUUUUCAUUUAAUAUUUUUCUUAUUAUGCCACUUUAAUUUUUUCUACAAAGGCAGCGGAGUCUAAACCUGCCCUAAAUUUUACUUCAAGAUCAGUUUUUCUUUUAUGAUACACUAAUUGUUUAAGGUUAUACACUAGAGGUUAAUAGAUAUUUUUAACCAGGUCUUUGGUUUUUGUUUUUACCAUGAAGAGUGUAUACUUAAAUUUUUUCUUUUCCUUAAUUUAUACAUACUCUUGGCAUAUUUGAAAUUUGGUAGGCAUUGCCAGCACAUUUGAAUAUUCUGUAUUUCAUGCUUUAAAAAAUAAUCUUACUCCUUUCCUACAUGUAAAACAUUUUGUUAAUAUAUGUCAUCAGUAUUCCUAUGCAUAAAAUAUAGUUUCUCCAUCCCCCUUUUCAUUGAGUUUUAAAAUUCUUCGGUAAAGCUGAGUGUUGUAAUUCACUAUCCAUACUAAUGUAAUUGACUUCUGUUAACUUACUAAUAGGGAUGCUAAAUGUAACAGAAUGGUUUAAAGUCAAACUUGGUAUGUUUUCAUUUGAAAUAUAACUAUAAAGCAGGAUUACUAAAUUUAAUUAAUCUGGUCAAUGAGAAUCAAAAGAAAACAUUCUGGUUUUUAUUCUUCUAUAAUGUGGCAGAGUUAUUUGUUAUUCUUGAGUAGGUCUUUCUUAACCUGGAAGACUUAAACCAUCUUCAAAACAUAAAUUUUGUUCCAUUCUCAUUGGAAGCAUUAAAAAUAAUGAUAAUACCAUUAGUAGCUAAUAGUUACUAAAGUACUAAAGCAACUGUAGGUUUUUUCUGUAUUAACUUAUGAACUAUUGCUUCUACUUAGCCCUUUUAUAGAAACUCAGAGCCUGUUACUUUGGGGAAAUUCUACAAUUUAUAAGCAGCCACAAAUUUACACUGGUAACCAAAGAAUACCCAAGUCUUUUUUCAUUAUUUUAAGUUGAACUUGAGUAAAGAUUGAAUAAAUAAACGUGGAAUUCAGUGUUCAGGAAGCUUAAUAUUCUUUUUGAUCUACAAGUUCUAAAUAAUUAUUCCUGUUGUUAGAAUUGGCUUCAAAAAAAGAAAGCUUUUUUACAGCUACAUGGCUUAUGCCAUACAGAACAGUACUGGACAAAAUGGGUAAUAUUUUAAAUUUACUAUCCCAAGAACAGGGCAGCAUUUUUAGAAACAUUAGUCCAAUGUAACUAGUAGAGAUAAAUGGAGUGGUAUCCUAUCUAACUUAUUUUUUAAAAGAGUCAAUGAAUAAUAGUAAAUCUAGAUAGAUCGCUCAAUUUUUCUUCUGAUGAGCUGUCUACCCCUUUGUACAGAUUGGCAUUUUUAAUAUAGUAAUUGACUUCUUUGAUACUAGUUUAGCUGUAUUAGGAAACUGCUUCUACUUGGAUGGAAAGAAAUUUGACUCAUAAAUUUCCAAGUUAGAACAAAUAUUUCUUAAUUAUUGCUUUUAUGUGAAGUAGCAUUUCCCUAUCUUGCAGUUCUACUGUUAACUCAAAGAUGGUAUUUUUCAAUAAUAUCUUUAAAAUAAAUUUUUAGCAAUUAUCACAAAAUUAAAUCAGGAAACUCCCUGUUACCAUUAUCUUCUAGUAUUUUUUUUCUCAGUGAUCUCAAGAUUGUCUUGGUCUCAGUGAGGGGUAGCUACAAAAACAGCACCUCUCAACAUGAUGAGGCUCAGGAUAUGACAGCACCAAUGUCAGGAUAAAUGUCUCUUCUAAAGAUGAUAUUUAUGUUUUACAAAGGUAGAAGUGUCUCAUACUACCUCAUCUUUAUUGUGGCACUUUUGUAGAUCACUGAGAAGCUUAAUUAACCAAUAUACCACUUCCUAAAUAUCCAUCUUUGAUGAAAGAAAAUUAAUAGUGUGGUAAGAGUCUACCCAUGAUUAUAGUUUUUUUAUCAGAAUUUGAUAAGACUUUCUGUUUCUGUGAAACAAUUAUUUUAAAUAUUUUUCUUUUAAAAGCAACUUUUUAUCAGUACAGAAAAACCUUAAAGGAUGACUAGCUUAUGAAUAUUCUGUUAAAGUAUAGUUUUAUAAAGAAAAACGAAAUAUAAUUAUGUUGUCUUUUAUAGUAGUAAAAAUUAGUGUUUAUAUGAAAGUCAAGAUCUAAGUAGCUUUUCAUAUAAUUCAGACUAAUUGCUUGUGAUAUAUUUUCUCUGGCUUUGUUAUUUUUUCAAUUUCAAGAUUUUAACAGCUGUUAACACUUUCAAAAUACUGCCAUAUAUGUAGCCUUGAAGUAGAUAAUCUAAUAAAUGAGAGCAGGAAAGAGA